UUCACUCUCUCCCGAGAUAUACCCCUUUUCUGUUUUGUAUACUAUACUGAUCUUGACGCUGCUGUGUCAGAUCUUUGGUCGAUCCAUCAUAACAGCGAAAAUCCAGCAUACGCAUUUGAAAUUAUUCACGGAUUCAAGGCAAGGGUUCUCUUUGAAGGCUUUUGCGCAGUGUCAAAGAAUUGAGCAACAUCCUAAUAAGAGCAAGCUGCAGAUUCUGCCUGAAGUGGAAAAUAAGUGUGAUAUAUUUAGUGAUCUAAAAGAUAGGUUUUUGGGUUUUAAGAAGAAUAAAUAUUUGAAAAACAUAGAACAUUUCCAAGAACUUGCCCAGGCUCAAGCACCAAAGUUCAUGGUUAUUGCCUGUGCAGAUUCUAGGGUUUGCCCCUCUCAUAUUCUAGGAUUUCAUCCAGGAGAAGCAUUCAUGAUCCGCAAUGUUGGUAAUUUGGUUCCUCCCUUUGAGAGUGGGCCGUCUGAAACAAAUGCUGCACUAGAAUUUGCUGUGAACACCCUUGAAGUUGAGCACAUCUUAGUCAUUGGCCACAGCUGCUGUGGAGGAAUACGUGCCCUUAUGAGUAUGCAAGAUGAUGCCAAUGAAAGUAGUUCCAGUAGCUUUAUAAAUAGCUGGGUGGUAGUUGGAAAGAAUGCCAGAAUCAAAACUGAAGCUGCUGCUUCUCAGCUGAACUUUGAUCAACAGUGCAGCCAUUGUGAGAAGGAAUCGGUUAACAAUUCCUUGUUAAACCUACUUACUUAUCCAUGGAUAGAAGAAAAGGUAGCAAAUGGAAAACUAAAUGUUCAUGGUGGUUACUAUGACUUUAUCGACUGUUCUUUUGAGAAAUGGACGAUGAGUUACAGGGAAACCAAAAUGGCUAAAAAUAGCAGAAUUGCAGCUGUAAACAAAAUGUUUUGGUGCUGAGUGUUACUUCUAUUUCCCUGUAUAAAUUAUAUUAUUCUUUUCUUCUAAUAUUUGUAGCAUGACUAAAUCAUAGGGUGACUUAUGUGUAUCAGUACAAUUUAUGAAAUAUUGAAAUUCAAUUGAUUUGAAGUCUUGAACAAAUCCUUUUUGUGUCACGUGUGCAUUUAUGAAUUAUGAAUGGUUUCUGAGUAAAAUUAAUGUCUGAAUCCUUCACCGGGCCACUUAUAAUAGUUUUAAGUUAUAAGACCGAAAAACUCAUUUCUUCCUGUGAAAAAGUCUCAACUCAUCCAUUUAAGUCUACACAACAAAUUCAUUGCUACACGCAGGAACAAAAGUGAAAUUAUUUGGGGAUUCUACUUGCUCUGGAUUGAACCACAUGAACAGCAUUCUUGGUGCAAUGGUGCUGCAUAUCUUACUUAGAACACCAUAUAACUGAAGUGUGUUGAUCCGAUGUCAUUUUGAUAUGACAAGUAAAAACCGAAAAUUUUAAUUGGUUUCUCCAAAGAAGUUACCACUUUAUUUAUUUCUCAAUCUUUUAUUUUUCAUUUUCCAACAAGGAAGUUUCUCAACUUAAGGGUGUGUUUGGUUAGGAAGUAAUUACACAUGGAGUGCAUCCAUGAAAUAUGAUCUCCUAACCAAACACAUGUUAAUGCUUCGCUUCUUGUGAACUAAGAGAUUUGCCAACCUUUUGCAGUUCAAAUUUUACAGAUUUAAACUAUUCCAAUCAAAUUGUUUGCUAUUUGAUUAUUUUAUACUUUUCCGAUGCAAAUUAUCCAUCAAUUUGAAAUUUUGGUGCAAAUUAUCCAUACAAAUAGGGCAGUAUUGUUUUCCUGUGAUUCUGUAUGUGUAGCUUUAUGCACACUCGCACUGUCGCACAUGUCUGUUCAUUACUGCCACUUUUCUGAUUGUGCAUCUGUUAUAAAUUGUUUACUUAUAUUUGCAUUUCCAUCCACGGGUUUCGAAACCAGGAGGAAGAAAAUGUAGACUACCAGCGAAAGAAUAUAAUCUUCAAGUUGUUGAAGCAGUUCACAGAUAAAGCUAAGAUAAUGGAGGGAAAGAAAUAGUUGACCAAACUUUUAAAGAGAUUAUUUAAGGUGCAGAAAAUGUUAAGGGCUCCUUGUGAUCGAAACGCAGCAAAUUAAAACGGAGGAGGCAUAGGUGGAUCACGGGUGAUAUUAUCGAAAUCUUUCAAAGAUCAUUGCCAUAAUGAUUUGUUCUGUGGUAGGUAUGAUUAUUUUGGCCAUUCUUAUGAAUAUGUUAAAUUAUUUAUAUAAUUAAAAUGAUAUAUUGGUAAGAAGUUGAACUAACAAUUCUCAAGGUUGUUCAUGAUACCUAUUCAAGUAACACCAUACUCACCACCCUAUAAUCCUAUCUAUAAAAGCACAUAUAACUCAUGGUAAAUGAUCACAAACCCAACAAAACCAUUUGCAUAGAUUAAUACCACAACAGAUUCAGAAGCCCCUUGCUAUCUUAUAGCUACUACUAUGGGUUCUAGCCAUUUCUUGUCAUUCAUUUUAUCACUUGUGCUUCUUAUUUCCUCAUACAAUGAGGUUGCAAAUGCACGUAACCUUCUAGAAUCAACAUUACCAGAGCCAGAAAUACCCAGCCUACCCAUUCCUGAGUUGCCUACGCUACCAGAAAUUCCUAAACCAGAAUUGCCUACAAUACCCGAGAUUCCUAAACCGGAGUUGCCUCAACUGCCAGUGCCACCACUGGUUAAGCCAGAGCUGCCUGCUGUCCCGAAGGUAGAACUUCCUAAGGUUCCUGAAAUUCCCAAUCUCCAUCCAGCCACUACUCCUUAGACUGAACUAGUAUUUGUUCCUUUAUUUCUUUGUAUUGUGUGUGUGAUGAGUGAAUUAUUUUUAUAUACCUUCGUCUGAAAGGGUCUCCAUUGGGGUUUCAUUUGUACUAAAGAUAUAAUUAUGUCACAUGGUGUGCUCAGUAGUCAGUAUUCAAGUUCUCUGAGUCCUCUUUUUUUUUUGGUAAUUAAGUUCUAUGAGUCCUUUUAUUCCUCCUCUCUCUCUCUCUUGGGCCAGGGAGAGAGUGGUUGUAAAAUCAGUGCACAGCAUAUGAUGCUGAAUUUGUGAUCAUCAUUUACCUAAUAUAUAUAAUAGUCUUCCAUA
Molecule: messenger RNA, 3033 nt
Organism: Arachis duranensis
Lineage: Eukaryota; Viridiplantae; Streptophyta; Magnoliopsida; Fabales; Fabaceae
Product: beta carbonic anhydrase 5, chloroplastic
Exons: 8
Coding region: 347-910 (187 amino acids)
Biological process (GO): carbon utilization
Molecular function (GO): carbonate dehydratase activity; zinc ion binding
Source: RefSeq, a predicted model, not a curated record